CACCGUGCAACAACGUGACCUUCCCCUAAUUUUGACAAGCAUGGACGCUGAGAGGAGUCUAGUCAAGUCGGAGGAUAUUUCAAGGCAUUUUGUAGGUUUUCAUUUGCUUUUGUGAACGUUCUGUAAAAUGGAAAUAAAACAGCGAAUCUUCAGUAAGUUAUUUUCUGUCAUUUAAGUGAUUCCAGCCACAGUUGCAGUCUGUGUUCCGUAGAUUCAGUUCUCAGCUGAUUAAAGUCGCAUGUCGCUAUGUUUCGGCUGGUCACGCACCGCAGUCUCCACGAACUCUACAGAUGCAGACAGUUUGUUUCAUCCCGUGUCACAAAAAAACAGCUCGUAACUUUCCACCGCACAGUGUGUCGUCACAGAACUUUUACCCCGGUCCUGGCUCGCCCGUUCAGCCCUGGGAGCCCACUGAGGGAAGAUGCCCUCCAGGCUAAAGGAGACAAGAGUGCGGAGGUGGAGACAGUAGAUUUGGACAAAUGGAAAUCUGUAAUGAGAUCAAAAGCUGUACCAGAAGAGACGCAGCAAGUCAACAUUGACGAGGAAGCAAGUGAUGAUGAUGAUGAUGGAGACCUCACAGAACCUGAAGGCGACUUAAAGGGCCGCUCUCUUCUGGAGGCAACCAGGGAUCUUGUUGUAAUGUGGCAGCAAGCUGGGAAGCUCGUACCUCAUGAGAUGAGCGAUGAGCAGCUUGAGGAGCUGUCAAAGCUCACCACUAAGUCCGCCAGAAAGAAGUUCCUGAAGUACCUGGCCCUCAAGGAGGGCAUCAAAAGUGCCCGCAAGGAGAAGCAGCAGCGGAAAAAGGCAGAGAGGGAAGCCAUACUGGAGCAAAUGAAACAAGAGGGCGGCAAUGUGGAGAUGAAAAACACGUUUCUCCUCCAGUACUGGAACCGCUCCCUGGACAAGCUUCUGGCCUGGAGGAGCGCCCAGGCCAUGCUGUUCAAUCAGCCGCUUGUUUUUGACAUGAGCUACGACUCCAGUAUGUCCAAGCGGGAGCUGGAGAACACGGUGGCCCAAUUGAUGGAGGUGGAAGCGUGGAACCGGCGUGCUACUGACCCCUUCCACCUCCACUUUUGCAACCUGGAGCCAGGUGGGGCCUACGAGAAGGAGCUGGUCAAACGAUACAGUGCAGAGACCUGGGACAAACUGUUUAUUACCAGCACUGACCGCCAGCACGUGGAUGUGUUCCCCUGUGAAAGGCUUGUGUACCUCACUGCAGACUCCCCCAAUAUCCUCCACAACUUUGACCACUCCAAGGUCUACAUCAUUGGAUCUCUGGUGGACAGGUCCAUUCAGUCGGGCUUGUCUCUGGCCAAUGCAAAGCGUCUGAAGCUGGCCACAGCUCGCUUACCGCUGGACCAGUUCCUCCAUUGGGAGAUGGGAGCCAAAAAUCUGACUCUGGACCAGAUGAUCCGCAUCCUGCUCACUGUCAAGGAGACGGGGAAAUGGGAGGAGGCGUUGAAGUUUGUUCCUCAGAGAAAGCAUGACGGCUUCCUGAAAAUGCGAAACCAGAGAGAUGCCUUUGUGCAAAACAGAGUCGGAGGAGUCGCUAAUAACAGACCAGGAAAAGACAGUGACCGUCUGUUUAAGACUGGGCAAAGAAAUGCUGAAAGGACAUUUAAAAAUGUGGAUCAAAGUCUGUACAGGCUGCACAAUGAGCCCAGGUCACACAGCAGAGACAGUACAGCUGGACUGUUCAGUGACAGAGACAGAAAACCUGCUGGGACCACAGUACGGGUGUCGUUGAAGAGCAAAAUGGUGGCCAAAAAACCUGCAGGCAAAGGCAAAAUGUGGUGGGGUGAUGAAUGAAGUCCGUAAAAAUUGUGACUUGAUUCAAACGCUGAGGAAAUGG
This is a messenger RNA of Solea solea (common sole), 1852 nucleotides long. It is a transcript of the gene trmt10c, whose product is annotated as tRNA methyltransferase 10C, mitochondrial RNase P subunit. The transcript has a single exon. Gene Ontology annotation, biological process: mitochondrial tRNA 5'-end processing; positive regulation of mitochondrial translation. The record is from RefSeq and is a predicted model, not a curated record. Gene Ontology annotation, cellular component: nucleoplasm; nucleus; mitochondrion. Gene Ontology annotation, molecular function: tRNA binding. Bases 247 to 1809 code for a protein of 520 amino acids. NCBI's taxonomy places the organism in Eukaryota, Metazoa, Chordata, Actinopteri, Pleuronectiformes, Soleidae.